AUGUACAGAGUUUUUCCUACCAGUUUGACAGGAGUAGUACUAGAGUGGUUCAGGAAUAGACCGCAUAAAUCCAUCCCGGAUUACGUAACUCUAUGCACCAUGUUCCUGGCACAGUAUUGCGGAAAUAAAAAGCAAAAGAAAAGCAUUGCCAGCCUCUUCACCGUAAGGCAGAAAAGGGGGGAAACAUUGCAGGAUUUCUUAUCAAAAUUCAACAUGGAUGCAUCAGAAAUAGCGGAUUGUCAUCCCGUAACUGCUAUAGAGACAUUUAAACUUGCAAUGAUUCAGGGGACGAAGUUCCACACCUCCCUAGUCAAGUAUUCUCCUCCCGACAUGCAGACUCUAAAUGCCAGAGCCCAGAUCUACAUUUGGCUUAAGGAAAAUAUAGCCCACCGAGCACAGCACGCUACCCUCGUGACAGUGGAAAACAAGCCUCGAGAAAGAAUCCCAACUCCAAAGAUUCAAAAAAGCCAACGUUCCUCAACGCCAGUCACCCAAGCCCCUGAAAAAAGGCAAAGGCCAAUAAAGCAACCCGUGGAGCAAAGGGACAAAAGCAAGCAUUGCGCUCAUCAUCGAGAUUAUGGGCAUUCAACAAACGAUUACCGAUCCCUCAGGCGACAGGUGGAGAAUAUGAUCGCCAGAGGUGAGUUGACGAAUUACCUCAUGACAAAGGAGAAUGCAAAGCCCCCCGAGGUCUAUCCCUGCAAGGUAGAAGGUACGCAAGUAAAAGUCAUCCAUGCAAUAUAUGGCAGGUCUAAAGAUGAUCAAGAGUCCGAGGAGGUGUACAGGUCCAGAUUGAGGGCGACCCACAAGCUCAAGAAGAUAUCAUAG
Cornus florida is the source of this 828-nucleotide messenger RNA. RefSeq lists its product as uncharacterized. The transcript is spliced from 2 exons. The coding region runs from base 1 to 828 and encodes 275 amino acids. NCBI's taxonomy places the organism in Eukaryota, Viridiplantae, Streptophyta, Magnoliopsida, Cornales, Cornaceae. The record is from RefSeq and is a predicted model, not a curated record.